AUGUGGAGUCAGGUAUUUGAGAUCUUGACACAUCAUGCUUGUAAGACAGAAAGCAGGUAUGGGAGAAGUUUGGUAAAAGAUACUAUACAAAUUCAUGCUGAUAAGAUUCUUUUCCUGCUCGACUGGAACCUCCAGUGUGUAGAGGACAAAUUGGUUGAUGUGGAGUGGGGAACGUGGGUCAUCACUUUGCAAGGUACCCAUACAAUACCUUCAUAUUGUCACUUACUUAAGGUCUUGCCGCUGAAUGAAAAUAAAGUAGAGCAGAUAUUACAAAGCAUCAGUUAUGUGAAUGAAUCAAGGCAUAUAUGUGAACAAUACAAGAAGUGCAAAUUCAAGGGACUUCUCGACACUCCAGACAUGGUUAGUAUAUUUCACGAGAUUGGAGGAAAUGCUCAAUGUGAGACAAUAUUGGAACAUUUUAUAGAAAGGAAGGUUGGUCAUUUAGAAGAUUUUCAUGAAGAGUUGAUUAAACUUGGGAAAGCUGCAUUUUGUUUGAUCUUAAAUAAUAGAAUGCUUUAUAAUAGUGAUGAUCUCCAGGAUAUAAGAGAUGAAGUGAAAAAGCCAUUCUUUGAAUAUCAUGAUGAGUAUGCUAGUUUUCGCUACAGAGUUAUAGAAGAUUUCCUCUCUGCCAAAUAUGUUAUUUCUCAGCCCAAGGAAGCGUGCAAGAAAUGGCUUAAACAAGUUCCAUUGUUUAAAAGAGUUUUUAGAAUUACUUGUGCUAUGUGGACUAAGGAUGAGCAGAGUAUUCAGAAUAAUUUACCAUUAAUUAAGUCUUAUCUUCUGAAGUUGUUUGGUAUUGAAGUGCCAAACCAAGAACACAAGAAACGGAAUAAGAAAAAAGCAAGUAAACACACUUGUCAGAAUUCCAACUCAAACAACAAUGAAGAGUCUAUGGACAUUGACUUGCCUGAAGGUGCUACUUCUACUGCUGAAUCUAGUGACAACACUAAGAAGUGUGGCAAUAAAACAUCGUUUACAAUGUGGUCUUUUAUAGUUAAGCUUACUGAGACUUCGUAUCGGCAGGAAAUUGUCGAACUGCUAGCAGAAAUGUUAGCUAGUAAGAAUUCAUGGGUAUUGAAGUGUAAAUGCCUAGAUGAAAGUAAUAUAGAUAAAAUAGCUGAAAUAUUGAAGAAUUUCAAAUGUUUGUGUAUGCAGAAACUGGAGGUCUUGGAUGUUUGUGUGUAUGAUAUUGCUACAUUACAAGAGAUUCUAUCAUGUACAGGCUUGUCUGUCUUAGAAAAGUUUGGGUACGAGUUGUUCUCAAGGCUAAUGAACAGGAUAUUAAAGAUGGUGUCAGGUUUUGUGUACUGGAACCUAUCCCACAACAAAGAAGAUGGGCCCUUUAAUGAGUGGGCACUCCAGGUAAAACUAAAUCUUACUUUACCUGAAAGAUUACAGCGAUUGAUGCUAAGAAACGUGGAAUUCUAUAAUAAUACAAAUUACUUUGUGCUGGACAACUAUUUUAAUAAAUAUCCUGGUAUGCAGAGACUGAUCAUUGAGGAUUCAUCACUUUCUAUAACUGGAGUCAGAAAACUGCUAAAUGAACAUGUUAAGCAGAUGCAGCAGACUCUAUUUAAUAGUGGGGAUAUAGAAAGAGUUUCAUCCCAGUUAAAGGAAUGGCAUAGAAAGAGGCCACGGCUUGAGAAAGAAGAACUUGCAAACGUUCCAUGCUCAUGUCUUCAGCAGGAUGGAGAAGACCAUAGAGACACUCUUGAGGAUUUUAUUAACCUCAUUGAAGAUGUAUAUGAUUAUGAUAUUCUCAGUUUCAGCUACACUAGUCCACUUGUAACUGUUAGGAAGGAUAUGUGUGAAGAUCUGAGGUACAUUGCCCUCUGACACGGCUAACUGAUGAUGCUGUCAACAGACUCUCUCUAGAUAAUGAAGA
This is a messenger RNA of Cherax quadricarinatus, 1885 nucleotides long. The record is from RefSeq and is a predicted model, not a curated record. NCBI's taxonomy places the organism in Eukaryota, Metazoa, Arthropoda, Malacostraca, Decapoda, Parastacidae.